ACUUCCUUCAUCUUCCGGACGGAAAUUUUAGAAAAAUUUCUCGAUUGAUAACGCCCUGUCGGCAAAUCAAUCUUACAAAUUGAAAAAAGAUGCAGACUAUAAAAUGCGUUGUGGUUGGUGAUGGUGCUGUUGGUAAAACCUGUUUAUUGAUAUCAUACACAACAAAUAAAUUCCCCUCAGAGUAUGUUCCCACAGUAUUUGAUAACUAUGCUGUAACUGUUAUGAUAGGAGGUGAACCCUAUACACUGGGUUUAUUUGAUACAGCUGGACAAGAAGAUUAUGACAGAUUACGACCAUUAUCCUACCCACAAACUGAUGUAUUUUUAGUCUGUUUUUCUGUUGUCUCCCCUUCAUCAUUUGAAAAUGUUCGGGAAAAGUGGCAACCAGAAAUAACUCAUCAUUGUCAGAAGACACCAUUUUUAUUAGUCGGAACACAAAUUGAUUUACGGGAUGAUGCAGCUACUGUAGAAAAAUUGGCAAAAAAUAAACAAAAACCCAUCUCAUCGGACCAAGGAGAAAAGUUAGCAAAAGAGUUAAAGGCUGUAAAAUAUGUGGAAUGCUCAGCUCUGACACAGAAAGGAUUGAAGAACGUUUUUGAUGAAGCCAUUUUAGCUGCCUUAGAGCCUCCAGAGCCACCAAAGAAAUCAAAAUGUACUCUAUUAUAAGACAGAAUUCACACAAACAGAUGACAUUUUACAGUUUUUAUUGAAGACAUAGAAAAUAACAAUGAAAUACAAUAGGUGUAUUAUGUAACAUACCCCUACUCCUACUGAUAACUCGAUGUCAGCAUAAUUUAUACUAAUAUGGUGACUUAAUUUCACUGUAUACACAACCUUCACUCUGACUUCUAUAAGUUGAAUGCUCAAAAUAGACCAAGAGCCAUAGAACGUGUUCCUUGUCAUUGCCUAAAAAGAAAGUAUUUUAACACACUGGAUAGAUUCUCAAUUAGACAGAAUUAGUUUCUUAAAUAGCCCAGGGGAAGGGACAUUUCUAUUCUUAUACUAUUUAUAAAUCAAAUUUUCUUUUCUUUAGUUGCAUGCAUAUACAGUUUAUCUUCACUUGACUUAGAGAUGUGUUAAGGACAAAAUGAAAUAAGGGAUUGCUUCUGUAUAAACACUUAAUUAUCAGAACAUGAUGGGUUAACUAUCCCAUAUUCAGGACCAGAAAGGGUUAAAGAUUAUAUAUUUAAUAGUCUAUAUAUAGUCCUGUUUUCUUGUAUUGUUUCAAUUGAUAUUUUAUUUUGUAUUUUGAUUUGAGAAUAUCAUUCAUCUUUGUCUGCCUCAACUAUAUUUCAUAUUGCUUUAGUUAGAAAAGUGAGACUCAGCUAUUUGCUUGAUGUAAUAAAUGAUAUGAUGGCUUUUUGUUCUACGACAAUUCCAUUUCCUCUUUUCAUUAAACUUUUUUUCUGCUAUUUAUUGUAUUGCAAAUUUUGCUUUCAACUGAAUAAAGUUUCUUAACCCCUUAGUAAAGUUCUGAAUAUUUAAAAUAUCUAUGUUCAAAUUUCUUUCAAUAAUGACCCAAUCUUAUAUCAUAUUAGGUGAUUUUGUGAAUAUAUAUUUGUGCAUGUAUUAUACAUUUAUCUAUUCAUUAGCUUUUAUAUUCUUAGGGUAUUUUCAUUGACCGUCUUGUUAGUUUCUCAAUUAACUUGCCAAUUGGUACAGAGAGUGCUCUGGUAUACAAACACUAGUACUAAUUUGGUAUGGUUAGUUAAUGAACUUAUCAAGUGGUUUUAUCACAGUAUAUUUAAGGAAUAUGUUAAGUAUUUUAUCCAGCCACAAAAUGGAUAGAGUACCCAACAGUGUUUGGAUAUUUUAUAUUGAGAGAUGAAUCUCCUUUGAUUCAGGAUUUUAGAAAUACCUUGUAGUAGGCUGUAUACUUUAUUUGAAGAGUCAUCCCCCUUAGUGUAUGGUUCAGUACCAGAAGUAAAAGGUCAUGAUUUAAUGAUAUACAUUUUAUAUCUCAGACGGAAUUUUAACCCAAAUUUUGAAAAAAUGUACAAUAUGCUUUUUGAUCAUGUAAUUUCCUUGUUGUGGGAUUGUGAUAUGGUUCAAUUGAAUCUAUCUAAGAGGUGAAAGUCUAUUUGUAGUAGAAGCUUCCUGAUUAAGUUUUGAAUUCAAUUUUUGCUGGUACAAAAAAAUAUUAAAAAGAAACAGAAAAUUAUUUGUUUUAAUAUUUUGAUUCCCAUAAGCACUCAUCUAUAAUUGUCCAAUGACAAUUCAAGAAUGAAAAGCAAACAUAUUCAACUGUUUUGCAUUCGAAAAUAUUAAUUAAAGCUAUUUGGAAAUUGUAGAUAGACAGUGAAUUUAAUGGCCAAUUUUCCUCUCAAAUAUUCAUUUUCAUAAUUCUAUCUUGUGUAUAGUUUUAUUUUAAUUAUAAAGAUGUAAAAAAAAGUUGUUCAAAUUCUCAAACAAACCUGCCAAAAUAAAAAAUAAGUAAGUUGCAAGUAGUUUCACAAUUUUUCAGUUUCAAUUUUGGCAGGAUUUGUGUGUAAAUUUAACAAGUAUGUGGCUGUAUUGAAAGUUUCAUGACUUUCCUUUUGGUACUUGAGGAAUCAAAUUAUGAAGCCACUUUGUACCAAUACUGUUUUGUAACAUUAAAGCCACUUGUACAAUAUUUAAAUAAUCUAAAACCAGGCAUGGUGCAAGAUCUUGUAAAAAGAGUUUUAUGAAUAGAAUACAUGUUUACUGUAAAUACACCAUUUAAAAUCUUUAUUAUUAUAUUAUUAUUCACUGACCGAUUUUUCUCUGGCUAAUAAACAUUAAUAUUAUUAAAAAAAGAAA
Lottia gigantea (owl limpet) is the source of this 2780-nucleotide messenger RNA. RefSeq lists its product as hypothetical. Gene Ontology annotation, biological process: small GTPase-mediated signal transduction. Gene Ontology annotation, molecular function: GTPase activity; GTP binding. Bases 90 to 665 code for a protein of 191 amino acids. The transcript is spliced from 5 exons. Lineage: Eukaryota; Metazoa; Mollusca; Gastropoda; Lottiidae. The record is from RefSeq and is a predicted model, not a curated record.